ACCGGCACGCAGUUCAAAGGCGUACGUAGUAGCGUUAGGAUCUAUCGCCCGCUCUUCGUGAAUAACACGCAUUUACCUGCCGCACGAUCAACCAAGUGUCAUUUUCAGUGAUUCGCGAGUGUAUCGAAGUGAAUACUCUGUGCGUGUCGCGCGCGACAUAUUCGCUCGUGAAAAUCAAAGCGACGGGAGUGUCGAAAAUACAUCGCAUCGCGUACUUUCGUAUAAUCCGCGAUCUCAAUUGAUCGUUCCAUUGAAAUACAGUAGAGCCGCGUGAACAAUUAACAUCGGAAGUGAUAUAUAAAGUGCCAUGUGACUCUUAACAACUGUACUUUCGCGAGUGUCGUGUGUGAAAGUGCGCGGAUUAAGUGAUUUAAGUAACAGGACACAGUGAUGUGCGGACUCUGCAAUUACGUUUGUAUCCUGCGAAAUUCACACGCUCCAGUUAUACGACUCGUCGACGAAUCAUCUCUCACUGGUACACCCUAAAGACGGAGAAGCCGAAGGGAUCCCUUUCGAGGUUGAAAAUUCUACCGGUCGACUUGCCUCGAGAUAUCGAUCUCUCCUUCUCGACCUCGACCUAUCUCACUCGGCGAGACAGAAUCGACGCGAUGGCCGUCAUGGCCGUCCGCGCUGGGUCGCGCAUAUCGUCGCACGACUGACUCUCGUCUCGGCGGUUCUGGUGGACAAUUGGCGUCGAUUAUCUCCUAUAUACUCCCAUUUCUUUCUCGCCGCCUCCGCGUCCGUUUCCACGGAUCGGGCGAAGCCACGGAAGACUCGAGCGAGCGUGAACGACGACCGGGAAGCGACAUGGAGGUCGACAUGCCUGAGGAUAAUACUAGCGAGCAAACGGCGAUGGAGAUCGACGAGGACACCUCCGAGAGGAAUCCGAGGGUGUCCGGCAGCGUCAAAGUCAUGGCCUCCUCGGGCACCGUCGGCUCGGUGUCCAUCAGCUUGCAUCCACUGGUGAUCAUGAACGUCAGCGAGCACUGGACCAGACUCAGGGCUCAGGAGGGCAGCGAUCAGUUGGUCUACGGCGCGCUGAUCGGUAAGCAGAAGGGUCGCAACAUAGAGAUUAUGAACUCCUUCGAACUGCUCUUCACCUGCAUCGGCGACGACGUCAUAAUCGAUAGGGAUUAUUAUAAUACGAAAGAGGAGCAGUUCAAGCAGGUAUUCAGCGAAAUGGACUUCUUGGGCUGGUACACCACCGGCGACAUGCCUACCGAGAAAGACAUUAGAGUGCACAAGCAGCUUUGUGAGAUUAAUGAAAGUCCCGUGUUAUUGAAACUGGAUCCGAGACCAAAAAACACAGAGCACUUAUCCGUCUCUAUGUACGAAUCAGUGAUCGACUUAGUUAACGGUGAGGCUACCAUGUUGUUCGUCCCGUUGACUUAUACAUUAGCCACAGAGGAGGCCGAGAGAAUUGGAGUCGAUCACGUACAAAGGAUGUGCAACAACGAUCAGGGCGAAUGCUCAGUGGUGGCUGAACACUUGACGGCGCAGCACAGUGCUAUUAAAAUGUUGCACGCGAGAGUAAAACUCGUUCUAAGAUACGUGCAAGCGGUGCAAAGUGGAGAAUUGAAGGGAAACCACGAAGUUCUUCGAGCGGCUUGUUCCUUGAGUCAUCGACUGCCUGUCCUAAACAAUCCGAAAUUUAAGGCUGACUUUUAUAACCAAUGUAAUGAUUUUGGCUUGAUGACGUAUCUCGGUAUCAUAACUAAAGGGUGUAAUAAUAUAAAUCAAUUUGUAAACAAAUUUAAUAUUCUGUACGAUAGGCAAGGCGUGGGACGCCGUCUACGAAGUCUCUUCUUCUGAUAUGUAAAUAGAAUCUAUUGUUUUUAUAUAUGUCUUUUUUUACUUCUUAGAUAACUAAGUAUCGAACUCAGGAUUAAAGUUUAAACAGCCAACUUAAUCGAGGGAUAGUUUGAAUACUACUAGAGGUACGUUGUAUUGAAUAUAAAUAAAGCAAAGAAGUUACAUUAGCAGUUCUUUUUGAAGUAAAAUGUAAUAGCUAAUGAUAGAAAGUAAGAAACCACCCGAAACAUACAUUAUAUCGUUAAUAUUGUUCAGAAGUAAUAUUUAUUAAAUGCUGUCUUGUAUAAAUGGUAUGUUUUAACACAUUUCAAUUAACAAUAACGUGUGAUAUUAAUAAAAACUGUGAUGCGUUUCAA
Vollenhovia emeryi is the source of this 2168-nucleotide messenger RNA. RefSeq names its product COP9 signalosome complex subunit 6 (gene CSN6). The transcript has 6 exons. Gene Ontology annotation, cellular component: COP9 signalosome. Gene Ontology annotation, molecular function: protein binding; metallopeptidase activity. The record is from RefSeq and is a predicted model, not a curated record. Gene Ontology annotation, biological process: protein deneddylation. The coding region runs from base 808 to 1812 and encodes 334 amino acids. NCBI's taxonomy places the organism in Eukaryota, Metazoa, Arthropoda, Insecta, Hymenoptera, Formicidae.